UUUUCUAUAAAAUGCAAGCUUGCGGAUGUAGUUUCAGUCAGUCAUUUUCGUUGCAGGAACCUCUCUUUUUUAAAAUCUUUCUCGAGGCGAAGGACUUUUUGUCCGCAGCCUUCUUUUCCUUCUUUUCCCAAAUAUUAAUUAUAAUUUUUUAUGGGCGGAAUAUAUGAUAUCCAGAGAACACAAACUUUAAAUUCUAAUCAUAUGACCAAAACCCUAUCCACUUCAAACAUAUGAUCCUCUCGUCAUCACAUAAAUUAUCACAACACCAACUCUAAAAAUAAAAAAUAAAGAAAAAAACCAAAAAAGUGGGAAAUUCUCAGUUCUUUCACUUCAAAAACCCAGUAGUGAAAAACCAAUGGCAUCAGCAACAGCUAAUCAAACAAUAAUCAACCCAAAAACAUUAUUUGCUUCCAAUAAACCGUUCUUUUCAGCUCAGAAACCCAUUUCUAAUUCACUCUCAUUCAUUUCUAGUUUUAAUGGCAAUCACAAAAUCAUUCCUAGAUUUUGGUUAUCAUUUUCCAGCAACAGAAUUCUGAGUCUUACUGCGAAAUCAUCAGCAGAUAAAGAUGGUAAUGUUUCUAAUGAUGAUGAAGAGGGAGUUUCUCUUGGAACUAUGAAGUUACCUAUUAAUACUAAUAUUCCUAGGUUUGAGAUUUUACUCUUUCAGUGGGCUAACAGCUUGAACCAAGGAGCUCAGUUGCCACUUCCUCUGCCUAUGAAGGUAGACAAGAUCGAUGGAGGGGUAAGAUUAGGCUUCGUUGAAAUCGACGAUGGAAAGACAAAAGUCAAUGUGUACAUUGAUUGUCAAGUAAUUUUAGGAAGCAAAGAAUCUGAUCCUCCAUUGUUCAGAGCUACCAGAAAAGGAGUUCAGAAAAAUAAAGUGCCUCCUGGUGAGCCCAGAAUCAUGAAGAGCCUUCUUGCGGCCCUUAAGAAAUCUGUUGAAAUUGCCGGAGUUUGAUAUUUUAUUUUAUUUUAUUUUUAUUAUUUUAUUUUAUUUUUUUGUGAAAUUUGUAAUAACUCUAAUUCUGCAAUAUUAAUAUUGGAUCUGCAUAUAUGAAAUGAAAAUUUCUUUGUCCUGUGUUGUAAUAUGAUAAUAUCUAUCUAGGACUAGAAACAAUGUACUGAUAUACACUGCCUUUAAUAGACUCUGCUUAAUCACAAUUGUUUACAAAUGUUAUGUUUAA
Molecule: messenger RNA, 1184 nt
Organism: Amaranthus tricolor (Joseph's coat)
Lineage: Eukaryota; Viridiplantae; Streptophyta; Magnoliopsida; Caryophyllales; Amaranthaceae
Exons: 3
Coding region: 356-958 (200 amino acids)
Cellular component (GO): chloroplast stroma; chloroplast thylakoid membrane
Source: RefSeq, a predicted model, not a curated record